Molecule: messenger RNA, 1299 nt
Organism: Striga hermonthica
Lineage: Eukaryota; Viridiplantae; Streptophyta; Magnoliopsida; Lamiales; Orobanchaceae
Source: the annotation of a GenBank genome assembly
AUGGCGACGCUUACAUUUUCAAACCCUGUGUUCGAAUUAACUUCGCCGCACUCUUCAGCGGCCUCUAAUUCUGCCGGAUUUUCACCAUUGCUUUCCAAAAAUGCGCGUGGUGGUAAUGCUAUAACCUUCUCCAGGUCUGGCCGGAAAAGUUUAUACUGUUCCAAACGGCAUCGGAAUGCGGUUUAUUGCUCGUUUAUACCUGUGGACACUGCUAAAAUUAAGGUCAUCGGCGUCGGUGGUGGUGGUAACAAUGCUGUCAAUCGCAUGAUUGGCAGCGGUUUACAGGGAGUGGACUUUUAUGCCGUAAAUACAGAUGCUCAGGCUCUGUUGCAAUCUGCGGCUGAGAACCCCAUUCAGAUUGGAGAGCUUUUGACUCGUGGACUUGGUACAGGUGGCAAUCCACAAUUGGGCGAGCAGGCUGCAGAAGAGUCGAAAGAAUCAAUUGCAAAUGCCCUCAAUGGAUCAGAUAUGGUGUUUAUAACUGCUGGGAUGGGCGGUGGUACGGGUUCUGGUGCUGCCCCUGUUGUAGCACAGAUAGCAAAGGAAGCUGGAUAUCUUACUGUUGGUGUUGUGACCUAUCCUUUCAGCUUUGAAGGGCGCAAAAGAUCAUUGCAGGCUCUUGAAGCAAUUGAAAAGCUCCAGAAGAAUGUGGAUACACUAAUAGUGAUUCCAAACGACCGUCUACUGGAUAUUGCUGAUGAGCAGACUCCACUUCAAGAUGCAUUCCUUCUAGCAGAUGAUGUGCUCCGUCAAGGUGUCCAAGGGAUAGCCGAUAUAAUCACCAUCCCUGGUUUGGUGAACGUGGAUUUUGCAGAUGUUAAGGCAGUCAUGAAGGACUCUGGUACUGCUAUGCUUGGAGUGGGUGUCUCCUCCAGUAAGAACCGCGCAGAGGAAGCAGCCGAGCAAGCAACUUUGGCACCACUGGUCGGCUCUUCUAUUCAAUCCGCUACUGGAGUUGUGUACAAUAUAACCGGAGGGAAGGAUAUAACCCUGCAAGAAGUAAAUAGGGUGUCACAGGUGGUUGUUACGAGUUUAGCAGAUCCUUCGGCAAACAUUAUUUUUGGGGCUGUUGUGGACGAGCGCUACAAUGGAGAAAUACAUGUCACGAUAAUUGCAACUGGUUUCACUCAGUCGUUUCAAAAGACUCUUCUGACCGACCCACGUGGAGCAAAGUUAGCCGAUAAUAACAAGUCCAAGUCCACUGGGAGACUAGACAGCCUGAAAUCACCACUUAUUCUCAAUUCAUCGAAAUCUCCUGUCACUAAUCCUCAGGCGCCUCCUCGACGGCUCUUCUUUUAG